AUGGCAUACCCAACUGAUUGGCCGACCUACCUUCCCAAAGAUCAAUUUUUAAGGUAUAUGGAGGAUUAUGUCAAGCACUUCAAUAUAUCCCCAAAGUUUAACACUUUAGUUGAGUCAUGCAUGUAUGACGAGGUGAGGAAAUGUUGGGUUGUCAUGACACAUAACAAGGUGGAUGGCCCAACUAUGUAUGCAUCCAAGUUCUUGGUUGUAGCAACAGGUGAAAAUAGUAUGGGAUAUGUUCCAGAGAUCGUUGGCCUACAAAGCUUUCCUGGUGAAACAAUCCACUCAUCAAGUUACAAGUCCGGAAAUGAUUAUGUUGGGAAAAGCGUGCUUGUUGUUGGAUGUGGGAACUCUGGCUUUGAGAUUGCCCAUGAUCUUGCAGUGCAUGGAGCUAACACUUCCAUCAUUAUCCGUAGUCCGGAGUUGAUCCACCUGGGCAUGGUACUCUCAACGUGGCACCUUCCACUGAAGCUUGUAGAUCUUAUUCUUAUGAUCCUCGCAUAUAUCUUAUUAGGUGAUUUAUCAAAGUAUGGAAUUGUGAGGCCUAAUAUUGGUCCACUCACCCUAAAAGCAAAAACUGGUCGGUCUGCUGUCAUAGACACUGGAACCACUAAGCUAAUAAAAAAAGGUGAUAUCAAGGUAUUCGGUCCAAUAUCAUGCAUUCGAGGAAAUCUCAUAGAGUUUGCAGAUGGGAAUGAGAGGUACUAUGACGCUAUUGUGUUUGCCACAGGUUACAAAAGCACCACUAAUAUAUGGCUCAAGAACGACAUGAGUAUGCUAAAUAGUGAUGGCAUACCCAAAAAAGACUUCCCCAACCACUGGAAAGGUGCAAAUGGACUCUACAAUGUCGGAUUUGUAAGGAGGGGGUUGGCUGGUAUUUUUUUGUUAGAAGUGCCAUAUGGGCAUGAACAUACCUUACGAACCUAUGCGUGCCUAGGAUCUCUCGGCCUGGCACAUAGUCAUAGCAAGGAAAGUUCAUACCCCGACAUUCUAAGGCCUUCUUGUUGGUGCGGCACUUUUGGCGGUUGCAUGCUCUGCGGGUUCGGCCCGGUGGCGGCGGCAGUCGUUGGCCGUAGCGAUAACUCGAAGGUGUCCAACAUGGACUAUUCUGUGGGUCUAGGAAGAUCUGUUGUAGCGGCGGCGGGGGUUUGUGUUCUGCUCAGGAAGGCGAGACGGCGGCGGCUCCCUGAAGAUAGAAUAAAGGUUUUCCUGCCUAGCCCGCAUUCUGGUGAUGCAUCUAGCAUCAUCGGUGGGCAUGUGAAGGUUAGAUCCUUUUGA
Triticum aestivum (bread wheat) is the source of this 1278-nucleotide messenger RNA. RefSeq names its product probable indole-3-pyruvate monooxygenase YUCCA10. Gene Ontology annotation, molecular function: N,N-dimethylaniline monooxygenase activity; flavin adenine dinucleotide binding; NADP binding. The record is from RefSeq and is a predicted model, not a curated record. NCBI's taxonomy places the organism in Eukaryota, Viridiplantae, Streptophyta, Magnoliopsida, Poales, Poaceae. The transcript is spliced from 8 exons. The coding region runs from base 1 to 1278 and encodes 425 amino acids.